GUCUUUUAACGGAACCCCACCCCUCACCAAACGGCCACGGCUAUAAGCCUAUAAACCCUCCUUCCAUUGACACGCCUUUUACCUUUUUUCCCCGUCUCUGCUGACUGCUUCUGAAUUAAGAAACUCCGGUGGCCGACACAUUUCCUCCGCGCUCUUCAUGAUGCCGGCAAUGGAAUUGGAUUCGGAGGCGUUUGUGGAGGUGGAUCCGAGUGGAAGGUACGGACGCUACAGUGAGCUACUCGGUUCAGGCGCAGUGAAGAGAGUUUACAGAGCGUUUGACCAGGAGGAAGGGAUCGAGGUGGCUUGGAAUCAAGUAAAAUUGAGGAACUUUUGCCAUGAUCAAUCCAUGAUGGAACGGCUUUACUCCGAGGUGAAGCUAUUAACGUCGUUGAAGAACAACAACAUAAUUACUCUGUUCCGGGAAUGGAGAGACACGGAACGGAACACCUUAAACUUCAUCACCGAAGUUUGUACCUCCGGCAACCUCAGAGAUUACCGGAAGAAGCAUAAACAGGUUUCGAUGCAGGCUUUGAAGAAGUGGUCAUGGCAGAUAUUGAAAGGCUUGGAUUAUCUACACAGGCAUGAACCAUGUAUCAUUCACAGAGAUCUCAAUUGCAGCAACGUCUUCAUCAAUGGCAAUAUCGGCCAGGUGAAAAUUGGCGAUUUGGGUUUGGCUGCAAUAGUUGGUAAGAGCCAUUGUGCACAUUCAAUACUGGGGACACCUGAAUUCAUGGCUCCUGAGCUGUACGAGGAGGAUUACACGGAGCUGGUGGAUAUAUAUUCUUUUGGCAUGUGUUUGCUUGAGAUGGUGACUCUUGAACUGCCUUACAGCGAAUGUGAUAAUAUUGCCAGAAUUUACAAGAAGGUUACAUCUGGAAUAAGGCCAGACGCCAUGAACAAGCUAAAAGAUCAGGAGGUGAAGGCCUUUAUUGAGAAGUGCUUGGCUCAUCCAAGGGAUAGGCCUUCUGCUGCCGACCUCCUCCAUGAUUCCUUCUUCCAUGGUAUUUCUCAUGAUGACGAUGACGAAAACUGAAACCGGCUUGCUUCUUGCACAAGUCAGACUCACAUGGUAAUGCCGUGUUGAAUGUUUACAAUAUUUUUGCCAUGUUGAAUGUUUGUAAUUCUUUUAGUGUGUUGUUCCGGUGAGGUGGGCUUUGAUUGUUUUUCUAAAGUUUGUAAGGCUGGACGGAGUGGGUGCGGGAAAGGGGUGAGGGAAGCUUCCCUCACUCCUGCACAGCACUCCGUGGGUGAGGGAAAGGUGAGGGAAAAAAGCUGCGGAAAGAGAUGGGGGAUGGGUUACCACACUCUCUCCCUUCAUGCUAUUGGUCAGGUUUUUUUUUUCUUUUUAUCUUCUUUAAUAUUUAUAAAAUUUUAUACCAACUAAAAAAAUAUAAAAAAUAUAUCAAAACUCAUGUUUUUAAUUCCCUACAAAAUGAGUAUAAUAUAUGUAUGAAAUAUAUUUAAAAAAAAAAUGAGGGAAGGGCUUCCCACCCAUUCCUUGGCUUUUAAGUGAGGCAAAAGAAAAGUGAGGGAAAGGAGGGUAUGACCCACAAAAAGUGAGGGAAACUUCCCUCCCACACCCUCCGGUCUAAAUUGUAAUAGGAUUUGGUAGGGAGUUGUUUCCUGGUGGUGAGAACAAUAUUUAAUUAUUUGUACAUAGAUGG
Messenger RNA from Lactuca virosa, 1664 nucleotides. Lineage: Eukaryota; Viridiplantae; Streptophyta; Magnoliopsida; Asterales; Asteraceae. The record is from the annotation of a GenBank genome assembly.